Moneuplotes crassus is the source of this 689-nucleotide messenger RNA. The record is from the annotation of a GenBank genome assembly. Lineage: Eukaryota; Ciliophora; Spirotrichea; Euplotida; Euplotidae.
UUUUUUAUUGACUUAUUAUUAUUUAUCAACAAUGUUCAACGCCGAAAGCAGAAUUCUCAAGGCCGAAGACCAAAUUAACGAGCACGAAGAAACCGUCUCCAAGAUUGUCAAUGAUUACCAAAUCCAACUUAAAGAAGACUCCGUCAUCAGGAAGGAUCUCGAGAGAGUCUUCAUCGCUUCCGUCGAAGAGUUCCACGUUGUCGAGAGAGAUGGCCACCACAUCAAAUGCCUCCUGGUUAAAUUGCCAUACAAGUCAUUCGAGCCAUACACCAGAAUUAGAAGCGCCUUCGUCGGCCACCUCGAAAGAAAACUUAACUGCAUGGUCUUUGUGGUCGGAAUGAGGAAAAUCCUGUCAAAGCGUGUUAAGACUCCAGGAGUUAAGAAGAGACCCAUCUCUAGAACCCUCACUCAUGUCUUCAACUGUCUGCUCGACGACGUGUGUCUCCCAUCCCAGAUCGUCGGAAAACAAAUCAGAGUGCACACCGAUGGCACCCAGACCAUGAAAGUAUUCUUGGAUCCCCUCGACAAAGAAAAGGUCGAAGACAGGCUCGACGCCAUGAGCGAGGCUUACAAAAAGCUGACAACCAGAAAGGUAAAAUUCUUCUUUGCCAAGCCAACCAAGUUCCAGAAGCAACUCGCUGAGUUCAAGAAGAAGCAGCAGAAUAAGGCUUAAGUUGGUAAUAACACCA